AUGCAGAAUUAAGGAGGUUAGAAGCAGAAUUUGUUAACGAUUUUGCCUUAAACCGAGGCAGAAAUAUUCAAGGAUUUGAUUUCAAUCGCACGAAAGGAAUUAUUUUGCGUGAUGACGGCAAAACAAUACUUCGUAAAUUGAGUGCAGAUUCACCUAUUGUCUACAUUCCAGAAUCUGCGGACACAGUUUGGGAUAACUUAAGAACCACAAGUUUAUUUGAAAGUAUUAACGUGGAGAAAAUGGAUAAUAAAGAUUUACAAAUCCAUGUUCCAGUUUCAACGGUCGAAUAUACGGCUGACGUAUCUGAUAGUUUUGUUAAAGAUAUCGAGAGUGCGCUUAAAAUUUCGAACGAACUUGAAAGUAAAAAGACUCUAGAGAAUCACUUUAAUUAUUAUGGCAAUUACGUUGUCACGAAAUUCACACUUGGAGGUAUUAUCACAAUCAGAAAUUGGUUAAACGUAUCUGAUGAAAGUAAGACAUAUUUAAAGAACUAUAUAAAAUGGGGGAUUGAUUGUGGAAAAGGGCAAACUUCUGAAAUUUUUGAAGAUGUACCACUUGAUAAAAUACCUCCACUUGAAGCUGACGGCGAAAUGGACACCCUUGGCGACUUAUACAACUGGUUUACGAGAAUAUAUGAUCUUGAAUUUGCCAAAGUUAUAUCUUACGGAAAGUUAAUCCCAUCUUACAAAUUGCUACCAGAUGAUUUACAACAAAAAUUAUUUUCUGUAACUGGCACUAAACCUUUUGAGGCACCCGAAGGCGAAUUAGUUCCUAACCUUCAAGAAAAAUGUGAAAGAAAAGAAUUUGUAAAAUGGAUAGCAUUAAGACCAAAACUUGAAUUAUUUUUAUGGGACUGGUUUCACAAUAAUUCACUCCAAUAUGGUGUAAUUCUACACGAAUCAAAACAUGGGCAUGGAAAAAAGGCGGCCUUUAAGUUUUUAAGAGUGCCUCACACUGCUGAGAUCAAAACAAUCACUCUUUUAUUAGCACAACCCAAAAAUCGUCAAGAAGCAUAUUUAUUAGAGAAUGGCAUAAAAGAUGAUGGCAGUUUAGAUCUUGAUAAUAUCCCUUUCGCUGAGCAUAGUUCAAGUUCAAUGCUAGGCCGUCCUUUAGAGGAUUUCAAGUCUGCUAAAAAUCAACCAUCUCGAGCCAUUUACUGCCAAAUAAUUGUCAAUAUGGCAAAACUUUCCUUUAAUCUUGGGGAUAUUAAAUCCUUACAGAUAUUUUCAAAUAGUGUUAACACAGCACUGCAAAGCAAUGAGCCAUAUAAAAAUCUUUGCAAAAUAUUUGGUGACGACUAUGGACAUUUAUUGCCAAGAGCUUUAACUGUAGGCGGAGUUUUAUCGAAAAAAUGUGAAUCUUAUACUACAAGAACUUUACCAAGAACAUUUCAACAUGAAUAUGAUAUAGAAGAUCCCAAUAUAAUUGAAAAAAUUGAAGCACAUCUAAAAGAGUGGAGUGAGCAAUUUAAAGUGGACACUUCAUUUUUUAUUAGUGAUACUGGUGGUAUUGUUUACCGUGAUAAAAUUAGCACUUGGCUUGAUAAUUUCCUGAGUCUAACUAAUGAAAAAGCGUCCGAGAAAGAUCUAAAUUGGAGUAGUAAUUGGAGCGUUGUUUCUUCUGAAGACUGGACGCCAUUAUACAAGAUUCUGCGAAAAACAAGCACUAUUAUUGAUAAUACUUUUAGCCAAUAUCAAAUUGUUUUUAAUGGAGAAGAAUUAUUCCAGAAGGAUGACCAGGAAAUUUUCGUAAUUAGAUUCCCUGGUUCACUUAUUGAUAAUAACUACCACAUUUUUGGAGCUGUCGUAAAGAAAGAUGAAAAGGGUGAUUGGAUAAAAUAUGCAUAUCCUAAUUUGUCA
Dentiscutata heterogama is the source of this 1859-nucleotide messenger RNA. NCBI's taxonomy places the organism in Eukaryota, Fungi, Glomeromycota, Glomeromycetes, Diversisporales, Gigasporaceae. The record is from the annotation of a GenBank genome assembly.